This is a messenger RNA of Eimeria maxima, 1083 nucleotides long. RefSeq lists its product as hypothetical. Gene Ontology annotation, molecular function: ice binding. The coding region runs from base 1 to 1083 and encodes 360 amino acids. Lineage: Eukaryota; Apicomplexa; Conoidasida; Eucoccidiorida; Eimeriidae. The transcript is spliced from 5 exons. The record is from RefSeq and is a predicted model, not a curated record.
AUGGGUCCUAUGCCCUGUUGCAUAGAGCAGCACAAGCAGCAGCAGCAGCUGGGCAGCAGAGAUGGUCGAGGUUCCCCUAGAGUAGCAACAGCAGCAGCAACGGCAGCAGCUGCAGCAGCAACAGCAGCAGCAACAGCAGCAGCAACGGCAGCAGCAACUGCAGCUGCAAAUGCAGCAGCGACAGCAGCAGCAGCAGCAGCAGCAACCAACGAGGGAGAGGAAGCAGCACUAAGGAAGCAACUGAUGCUGCUGCAGCUCUCUCCUCUGCAACGAGCAGGGUGUAUGUACAGUGCAGGAGCAAAUGCGCAAUCCCCUGCAGCAGCAACACUAUGCGAGACCUUUAGUACAGCAGCAGAGCAGCAGCAGCAAAGAGAAGCAGCAAAAAUGAUAGAAAUGAUGGAUACAAAAGAAGCAAAAGACAAUGAAGGAACAAAAGGAUUUAUAUUAGCUGCUCUUCUUCCUCUAUUCAAGCAAUUAGCAAGAAGACAAAGAGGAAGAGAGCAACUAGCAGCAGAGGGAGUCUUUGCUGCUGCUGCUAAUCUUUUUAAUCUUCUCUCCUCCAUUUGCAAUGAAGACGAUGGAGGGAAAAUCUUAGCCGAUGCAGGUGCGGAUGGCCAACUCACUUCUUACCUUUGCACCGCAUGCUGGAAACUGCCUAAUCCAGAGGGUCGCGGUUUGCUCCGUGAUGCAGCAGUGGCUGCAUGCAGCGUUGCAGCCGUUUGUGAGGCUAGAAGGCGCAUGCUAGGCAGCAGCAUCAUCGCAGCAGCAGCGAAGUUGCUCUGGCUGCUGUUACCUGAGCUGCAGCAACUUGAGCAUCAACAUCUUACAACAACAAUGACAACAGCAGCAUUUGAGCAACCCGCCGGUUUGCCAUCUUUGUCUGUUUCCUUGGAGACAGCAUGCAUGUCGGUGCUACAGCUCCAUCCUUUUUUCUUAUUUUUAUUCAACUUCUACCCUCCUCUCUACCUCAGUGCAAAUAUACAGUCUACUAAAGCUGCACAUUUUCCCCCCCCCUCUAUUGACGGAGGCAGAAAGAAGAUUGAUCAAGUCUUUAAUAACUUGCGUCAACAAGAAAAGCGCUGA